GUUAGUUAGCUCACCAACCACUCUCCAGCAUUAUAUCGCAACUGCCGCCCGAAGAUAUCGCCUUCUUCUCUUUUCGCGAACAAGCUCUCUAUCUCCAUCAAAAAAGGUGAAAUGAAGCCCAUUUUUUGUGGUAAUUUUGAAUAUGAUGCACGUCAAUCUGAUCUGGAGAGACUUUUCAAGAAAUAUGGGAAAGUUGAUCGUGUUGAUAUGAAGUCGGGUAAUUUUUGCUAGCUUUCUUAUUUUCUUUAUUGUUAUCCUUCUGUUGGUUGUAAUUCUUUCCUUUCCCUUUUGCUCUGGCAAAAUGCUUUAUUCACUUUUACUCUGUGCUAUCUUCUUUGUUUAAUAACUAUUGGCCUCGUAACCACAAUUGCAAGAUGAAAGAACUUUUAUACUCUCAAGAUAAAGAAACUAUACUCCAGCUGUGCUUGUGAACCCCAUACCCCACUAAUCUACCAUUUGCUACCUUGAGAUAAGCUUGAACUGGAUAUUUUGAUGUUAAUGGCUGAGUAACCUGAGUUACAAUGUAUAUGUAAGCAUGAGGUUCUUUAUGCCCAUGGAAGCGGUCUCGAAUCCUGUUGGAGGUCUUGUUACAAAGGUAAGGGAUAUCUUUUGUAAACAUAGAAAAAUAUAUGUCAUUUGGGAUGAGUAGAUUGUGAAUGUAGGAGCACUUUAUUAACAUUGCUGGUACUGAGCUAUACUAGUACAAAUGAGUUUUUAAACACCUAAAUCUAAGUUUCCUAAUUAAAUGACUAAAGUUUAUUCCCUAGAGAAUAUAUAUCUACUAAGCUAUUAGUAAAGAUGAGUCUUUUAAAUACCUAAAUCUUAGUUUCCUAAUUCAAUGACUAAAUUUUAUUUCCUAGAGAAUGUAUACGUGGGUAAUAAAUUAGAUAAAUGCUAAAUCAACAUGGCUUAACACGAAAAACCAGAGCUACCACUCGUGAGCAGCAAGGCCAUUCAACGUUCAGUUCACAAGGUAUCUUCAUGAUGUUUCCAGCCAUGUAUAUGGUCGCUAGCUAAUUCAGAUCAUUCGGCAAUGUGGCAGCAUUAGCAGGCCUUCCCCGUUGAGUUACAGUGGGGUUUGAGAUUUGUUUAAGCGAAGUAUGUUAUUUUAAGUGUAAAACCCCCAUACUCAACUAGUUCUUUGGCACAGGAUUACAUUCAAAAUUUCUGACAAUUCUUGGCUGAUGUUAACACCGUGCUACAUUUCAUUGCCAUGAAGUGCCUCUGCUUCUUGUAUUCAAGAAGAGCCACAUCAGUUCAUUAUGGCAUGACCAUCACAUUAUAUUCUCAGACACUUGCCAUCCUUUCUUUCCAUGUCUUUUGCCCAACCUUCAGUACAGACAUACAACCUCCAAGCAGAUGCAACAGAAAUCAUGGAGAGCUCCACAAUAUUUUCAUUGUUCUACCAUGAGACUUCUUCAUUUGGAUCCUUGUCCCUUGAACAUCACUUAGUCCAUCUCUCAAGGAUUUGCCUUCGUUUACAUGGAGGACGAGGGAGAUGCAGAGUAUGCAAUUAGAAAACUUGACAAUCUGGAAUUUGGUAGAAAAGGUCGUCGGCUUCGUGUAGAGUGGACAAAGCAAGAGCGUAGUAUGCGAAAGCCUGAGAACUCUAGGAGAUCUGCAGCUAACUCGAGGCCCUCGAAGACUUUGUUUGUGAUAAACUUUGAUCCAUAUCAUACAAGGACGCGGGACUUGGAGAGGCAUUUUGAGCCAUAUGGAAAGAUAUUGAACAUAAGGAUCAGAAAGAAUUUCGCAUUCAUCCAGUUUGAAGUACAGGAAGAUGCUAUCAAAGCUUUAGAAGCAACAAACAUGAGCAAGCUAAUGGAUCGAGUUAUUUCUGUGGAAUAUGCAAUAAAAGAUGAUGACGAUAGGGUUCGUGAUAGGUCUCCUCGGAGGAGAAAUGAUGAUAGGGGACGGUCUCCUAGCCCUUAUAGGAGAGAGAGGGGGAGUCCUGAUUAUAGCCAUGGUCCUGGUCGUGGUCAUAGCCCUAGUCCCUAUCGCAGAGAGCGUGCAAGUCCUGAUUAUGGUCGUGGCGGUAGCGGUACUCCUAAUGGAAAGGCGAGAAAGUCUUCUGGUCGUGGAGGUAGUGCGAGUCCUAAUGGAAGGGACAGGAAGUCUGGAUAUGGCCGUGGCGGUAGCAGGAGUCCUAAUGGAAGGGAUAGGAGAUCUGAUUUUGGUCGAGGCAGUGGGAGUCCUGUUGGAGGAGACAGGAAACCUGAAUAUGCCCGUGGUGGUAGCAGGAGUCCUAAUGGAAGGGAAAGGAGAGCUGAUUUUGGUCGUGGCAGUAGAAGUCCUGUUGGAGACAGAAAACCUGACUAUGGCCGUGGUGGCAGUCCUGACAGAAGGGGAAGGAAAGCUGCCUAUGAUGUGGUUCAGAGUCCAAGUCCUCCAAAUGGGAGGGAGAGAAUUUCCAAACAUGGCCAUGGACGUAUCACUAGUCCUGAAAGAGAGGUGGUUAACCCUGAACCUGUUCGUCGGUCUAUCCCAAAAGAGAGGCUUACUCCCGAGUAUGAUCAUGGCCACAGUCCAAGUCCUCCAACAGAGAAGCUUAGUCCUGAUGGUUACAAUCGUGAAGCUAGCCCAGAUGCCAAGCCUGAAAUUGGGGACAGUCCCGGAUACAGUGGAGGAGAUAGCCCCAUGCAUGAGCGAUACAGUAGUCGGUCACCACCUGCACGGGGGAGAGCGGAGAGAUCGCAGUCUUGAUCCAGCAGAUCCAUAAAACUGUUGUUUUGGUAGGAUCAACCCAACUUAUGUUGCAACUUAAAGAACUCUCAUUAAAAUGUAGUGCAGGAAAGCUAUGAAUCUAAGAAUUGAUGGUUCCAUCAGUCAUUUAUGAAUUCUGUAGGUCUCAUCAUUUGGUAAUGCCGUACUGGACAGGUUAUAUGUAUCAUUAGUCAUUUAAGAACAAUGUAGGUCUCAUCAUAUGGAACUGGACAAGUCAUCUGUGGUGCAGAACUAGCAAUUGUUGUUUCAUUUGCUUCGUUAGUUGUCCGAUUGUUGUAGUCUUCUAAUCCAGGAUGGUGUAAACUUGUUUCAGUAACUUUUAUCAGUUCUUUUGUGUCUA
Messenger RNA from Daucus carota subsp. sativus, 3064 nucleotides. Its product is annotated as serine/arginine-rich splicing factor RS31-like. The transcript is spliced from 6 exons. Gene Ontology annotation, molecular function: mRNA binding. The record is from RefSeq and is a predicted model, not a curated record. Gene Ontology annotation, cellular component: nucleus. The coding region runs from base 1483 to 2703 and encodes 406 amino acids. Lineage: Eukaryota; Viridiplantae; Streptophyta; Magnoliopsida; Apiales; Apiaceae.